AUGCCCACCACCCCAGCGUGGGGCCAUGCGCCCGCCGUGUCCGCGGCGCCAUACCCUCCUGUCCAUACCAGUCCCCCCACCCCCCUCGGCCCCUUCAACUUCACCUACGCCCCCUCGAUAGGCGCAGAGCCAGUCACGCUCCGCGGGGUGAUCACGCCGCUGUCGGCUCCGCUGCCGGCGUACCUCGCGCAGAACAGCGGUGACGACGCACUGCGGACCUUCAUCUACGCCGACUUUAUCCAGCGCCAGGCCGAGCCAGCGCCGGUGUGUACCUGUGUCUACUGCCCCAGUGCGCAGGGAGCAGUGCACUCCGUCCCCGUGUUCCGUGUCGACGAUCCGCAGGCUCCUCGAGCUCCUCAAGCACCUCAAGCUCCUCCGCCGGUCGCGGUUGACGUGGCGGUUGACCUUCCCUCUGGCGUCCCGGUCAAUGGCCAAGCUCCUCCUCCCAGCCCCCCUCGCAGCACACCGCCUACGGUCACGACAGGUGUGCAGACCGAUCCUGUAGCCUCCCCCCCGCAGCCUAAAGCCUCGGUUCUGCAGCCGCCUGAUCGCCCGCCCCGUCGUAGAGUGGUUUCCAAGACAACACCUGCUGGAACUGCUGAUCAAUCUGCGCCCAGCAGGAGUGAACCGGCACACGAGUCUGAUCAGCGGCAGGAAGGCGCAGGUUCGACGCCCGGUCACACACCCAAGAAGCGCAGCUCACGGCGUCGUCGUGAAGAGGACAUUCCGCCUGUUCCUCCGCUCCCACCGCUUCAUUCGGCAUCGCUUCACCGCUCGCCAUUGGACUCGAGCGGCAGCCAUGACAGCCUCCCUCCGUUCGGCGACACGCUAACUUUCUCAACGAAGGACAAGAAAAAGGCCAAGGCCGAGUCGCCUCCCGCUUUCCAGAUCCUCACCUGGCCUCGUGCCCGCCUCCCCCCACCGCGGGUCCCCUCGGUACCCUUCCCUCUCAGCCUCGAGGCCGCCGACGAGUCGAACACUGCUCGACCUCCGCCAAGUCAACGCUUACCCCUUCCCGAUGCCUGGACGAACGGAGGUGAACGCCCCUCGGUCGUGCCCCAGGUCCGCGAUGACACCGACUGGCGACUGGCCAUGGGGAGCGUCAAGUCUCUCCGCAAGCUUGCUCCCCGGCGAAAACCUACGGCCGAUGUGCUGAACGCCGAUUUCUCUGCCAGCUUGGCUCUUGAUGACAUCUCGGUCGCCUUGUCAGAGCUCGCGAGGCUUCUGUCCCUUCAAGAGCAAUCUAUGGAGGUCACUCUUGGCAUUGGCCGCAACAUAUCAAACACGUUGCGUGACUACAUCGCACCACCUUCUGUAGGUGUCGUCUGA
Messenger RNA from Vanrija pseudolonga, 1329 nucleotides. RefSeq lists its product as uncharacterized. The record is from RefSeq and is a predicted model, not a curated record. Bases 1 to 1329 code for a protein of 442 amino acids. Lineage: Eukaryota; Fungi; Basidiomycota; Tremellomycetes; Trichosporonales; Trichosporonaceae. The transcript has 2 exons.